Molecule: messenger RNA, 1321 nt
Organism: Alexandromys fortis (reed vole)
Lineage: Eukaryota; Metazoa; Chordata; Mammalia; Rodentia; Cricetidae
Gene: Smim26
Product: small integral membrane protein 26
Exons: 2
Coding region: 76-384 (102 amino acids)
Source: RefSeq, a predicted model, not a curated record
CCACCUAUUGGUGGCUGCUGCAACAGACUGGAAGGCCGCCCUCCUCGCGAACUCGGUCGCUCACUUUGUGGAGCCAUGCGUCCUGAACAGGCCCUCCUUUGGUACCGGCGGAUGGCUAUGCUCUACGCAUUAGGCUCCUGGUGGGUGCUGGGUUCGGUGAUUAUCCUUACACGGACACCGAAGGAGCAAGGUUAUGGAGAAGAACAGAAGGAUGGCUGGAGGGAUGAAACACCUUUUAUUACAUUCGAAGACUCUGACAGUGAUUCCAUUGACAAGCCCUAUGUGCGGACAUAUGUAAAGUAUAAAGACGGUUUCAUCCCAGUCACUCAGAGGAUCAUGGAUCGUCUGAAGUCAUGGAUUGGUGGGCCUGGGCCCCAAUCGUGAUCAACUGCUGAAUUCGGAAAACAAGGACUGGGCUCCGUGUUUGACAGAUGCCUUGAUUUUCAUUCUGUGCUUGUGGAAAGAAUGUAUUAAUUUGAUUUUAUAAAAUAUAAGCAGGGGCUGGAGAGAUGGCUCAGUGGUUAAGAGCAUUGCCUGUUCUUCCAAAGGUCCUGAGUUUAAUUCCCAGCAACCACAUGGUGGCUCACAACCAUCUGUAAAGAGGUCUGGUGCCCUCUUCUGGCCUGCAGACAUGCACACAGACAGAAUAUUGUCUACAUAGUAAAUAAAUAAAUAAAUAAAUAAAUAAAUAAAUAAAUAAAUAUUAUAAAAUAUAAGCAUUACUGUGCAACUGAUGAAUUCUUGAGGGAACUGAACACAUAAUUUGAGAGGUGGAUUUCUGUUUUCAUGCCUGAAAGAUGAUAUAGACCAUUGCAUUUUUAAAAUUACAUUUAUUUAUUUGUGAAUGGCAUGUGUCUGCCUGUGUGCGUGCACACGUGUGUGCAUGUAUAUGCGUGCUGUGAUGUGUUCAUGGAGGUCAGAGGACAGUCUGUAGGAGUUGUCUCCUUCCACUGUGGUUCCAGGGUUCAUACUCACGGUCAUUGGGUACCUGCUGAACCAUUGCAUUGGCCCUGAAAUUUUAGUUUUGGAAUUUUUACUGAUGGGGCUGGAGAGAUGGCUCAGCAGCUAAGAGUACUUGCUGCUCUUCCAGAGGACCCAGGUUCAAUUCCCAGCACCCAUACGGUAGCUUACAACUGUCUGCAACUCCUGCUCCAUGGGACCUGACACCCUAACACAGACAUACAUGCGGGCAAAAUGCCAAUGCUUGUAAGAAUCAAACAAACAAAAACAACAACAAAAAAUCCACAAAUGUUGCCCUGACAAAGGAUCAGGGCUGCAUUGGGAUCCUGAACACCGAGUGUAGUUGCCGGCCAUCGAAUAA